Messenger RNA from Vicugna pacos (alpaca), 3396 nucleotides. NCBI's taxonomy places the organism in Eukaryota, Metazoa, Chordata, Mammalia, Artiodactyla, Camelidae. The record is from RefSeq and is a predicted model, not a curated record.
CUCUUUUGUUUGUUUUUACAGUAACUGACCCAGAACUCAUUUUCAGGAAAAGCGCUUCCUUCGGAAUGGUAAAAAUAAUUAAACGAGGAAUUUGAACGUUUAUCUUUGGAUGGAAAUCGGUGAAUGAAAAGAGUGAUUAAUUCAAACCAUGUGGUAAAUUAGGAAUUUGAAGAAAAUGGAAAUGUUUACAUUUUUGUGGACAUAUAUUUUUCUACCCCUGGUAAGAGGGCACAGUCUUUUCACCUGUGAACCAAUUACUGUUCCCAGAUGUAUGAAAAUGGCCUACAACAUGACAUUUUUCCCUAAUCUAAUGGGUCAUUAUGAUCAGAGAACUGCUGCUUUGGAAAUGGAGCUUUUUCUUCCUCUUGCAAAUCUGGAAUGUUCCCCAAAUGUUGAAACUUUCCUUUGCAAAGCUUUUGUACCAACCUGCACAGACCAAAUUGAUGUGGUUCCACCCUGUCGUAAAUUUUGUGAGAAAGUAUAUUCUGAUUGCAAAAAAUUAAUGGAUACUUUUGAGAUCCAAUGGCCUGAAGAACUUGAAUGUGACAGAUUGCAAUACUGUGAUGAGACUGUUCCUGAGAUUUUUGAUCCACACACAGAGUUUCUUGAUCCUCAGAAGGAAACAGAACAAGUCCAAAGAGACAUUGGAUUUUGGUGUCCAAGGCAUCUUAAGACUUCUGGGGGACAAGGCUAUAAGUUCCUGGGAAUUGAGCAGUGUGCACCUCCAUGCCCCAACAUGUAUUUUAAAAGUGAUGAGCUAGAGUUUGCAAAAAGCUUUAUUGGAAUAGUUUCAAUAUUUUGUCUUUGUGCAACUCUGUUCACAUUCCUUACUUUUUUAAUUGAUGUGAGAAGAUUCAGAUACCCAGAGAGACCAAUUAUAUAUUACUCCGUCUGUUACAGCAUUGUAUCUCUUAUGUACUUCAUAGGAUUCCUCCUAGGCAACAGCACAGCCUGCAAUAAGGCAGAUGAGAAGCUAGAACUUGGUAACACAGUUGUUCUAGGCUCUCAGAAUAAGGCUUGCACCAUUUUGUUUAUGUUUUUGUAUUUUUUCACAAUGGCUGGCACUGUGUGGUGGGUGAUUCUUACCAUUACUUGGUUCUUAGCUGCUGGGAGAAAAUGGAGUUGUGAAGCCAUUGAGCAAAAAGCAGUGUGGUUUCACGCUGUUGCGUGGGGAAUACCAGGUUUUCUGACCAUUAUGCUUCUUGCCAUGAACAAAGUUGAAGGGGACAAUAUCAGUGGAGUGUGCUUUGUUGGCCUUUAUGACCUGGAUGCUUCUCGCUACUUUGUGCUCUUGCCACUGUGUCUUUGUGUGUUUGUCGGGCUGUCUCUUCUUUUAGCUGGCAUUAUUUCUUUAAAUCAUGUUCGACAAGUUAUACAACAUGAUGGCCGGAACCAAGAGAAACUAAAGAAAUUUAUGAUUCGAAUUGGAGUCUUUAGUGGCCUGUAUCUUGUGCCAUUGGUGACACUUCUUGGAUGUUACGUCUAUGAGCAAGUGAACAGGAUUACCUGGGAGAUAACAUGGGUCUCUGAUCAUUGUCGUCAGUACCAUAUCCCAUGUCCCUAUCAGGCAAAAACAGAAACUCGACCAGAAUUGGCUUUGUUUAUGAUAAAAUACCUGAUGACAUUAAUUGUUGGCAUCUCUGCCGUCUUCUGGGUUGGAAGCAAAAAGACAUGCACAGAGUGGGCUGGGUUUUUUAAGCGAAAUCGCAAGAAAGAUCCAAUCAGUGAAAGUCGAAGAGUACUACAGGAGUCAUGUGAGUUUUUCUUAAAGCACAAUUCUAAAGUUAAACACAAAAAGAAGCACCACAAACCAAGUUCACAUAAGCUGAAGGUCAUUUCCAAAUCCAUGGGAACCAGCACGGGAGCUACAGCCAAUCACGGCACUUCUGCAGUAGCAAUCACUAAUCAUGACUACUUAGGACAAGAAACUUUAACAGAAAUACAAACCUCACCAGAAACGUCAGUGAGAGAGGUGAGAGCAGAUGGAGCCAGCACCCCCAAAUUAAGGGAACAGGACCAUGAGGAACCUGCCUCCCCUGCAGCAUCCAGCUGCAGACCGUGUGGGGAGCAGACCGACAGGAAGGGCCGGGCAGGCAACGUGAGUGAUCAGAGCAGUGUGUCUGGAAGCGCGCGGAGUGAGGGAAGGCUAACUCCGAAGAGUGAUGUCUUGGAAACUGGCCCGGUACAGAGCAACAGCUUGCAGGUCCCCAGCCCUUCAGAGCCGGGCAGCCUCAAAGGCUCCACGUCACUGCUUGUUCACUCAGCUUCAGGAGUUAGAAAAGAGCAGGGCACUGGCCGUCACUCAGAUACCUGAAAACCAGGUUAUCGCGUUACUAAGAAGCGGAUUCGGGUUACACUGGAGGUGACAGUAAGUACACUGUCUUAUAAGAAUCACUGUUACAUUCUUCUUUUGCAUUUAAAGCCACGUUUACCUACUGUUACACUGGAACAAUAGAUUCUGAGAAUAUGAUUCAUUUCACGUGAAGGUUAAUGACAACACUGGACCCAAAGAACAGAAAUGUGCAGGUUAAUAAUAUUUUUUAAGUUGUGUGGAAGGCGGGAAUAUUAGAGGAAUCUUCCUUUUCUAUUUAUGAAGAUUCUACUCUUGUUAAAAGUAUUUUAAGAUCUUAUGUACUAUGCUAUUUCACUUUUAUGGUAUAAAAAAUCAAGAUUUUUCUUUGCUGAAGUAUUUAAAACUUAUCUUUUAUCUUUGUUAUGUAUUUGAAAAGUUUAUAUACAUUUGAACUUUUUUUUAGAAAUCCUGGAAUGUCUAUUCGAGUAUUUUUAUUAUGUUAUUGCAAUACCUUACUUUAGCACUAUUUUGGUAGCUUUUACACUGAAUCUCUAUGAAAAUUGAAAAAUAGUAUUCUUUUAAAGUACAAAAAAUAGUUGAUACACCAAAAGGCAUUAUAAUGGCAAUUCAUGUAAAAAAAAAUCCACUUACUCUACCUUAUCAUCUUCAAUGUGUGAAUUUAAUGAAGUCUAGUGUUUUAGGAAUUUCGCUGAUCUAUUAUGCAACUGAAAUAAGGUCCUUACUGAGUGUCUGAUGUUGAUGAUAUUGUGCUGCUUGUGGAUCCUUCUGAUUUUUUAAAUAAAAUGUCCUGAAGGAUUAGUAGAUGAAAUGUUACUCUUUUAUAAAUUAAGCCAAGUGCAAUUAAUUUCCUUUUUUUAAUAUAGCAUGACCACCCAAGAUUGCAUUCGUACAACUAUUUACAUUGCUUAUAGUUUUGUUUUAGCUGUUGGUGGUUAACAUUUGGAACACUACAGACUCUUUGCAUUUCUGCAGUAUCUUUCUCUGACAUCGUGUAGAAUUCAUUUCUGUAGAAUUCAUUUCAUAAAUAGGAUUUUGAUGAACAUUCAAAAGUGCAUGAGCAGUGUUAGUGCCAAGCAAAUGGG